AUGGCCGCAGCGUUGGAAGCAGAAUCGGAUCUCCGGGGAGAGAAGGAACCAAACUCAGGUGGAAGCCAACCUGUCACUCUGUCAGAAAUGCGACUACCUUUAAAAGAUUGUAUAUGCAAUAUCCAGAAAGCAGAUACAGCAAAUUACUAUUAUAUAAUCAUGCUAAAAUCAGAUGCAAAAAAUAUGGUUGCAACACCUUUAGCAAGUACUGCUAAUUCUCUGUGUGGAGAUGCUCUUUCUUUUUCAACAACAUUUACAUUGCAAAAUGUGUCCAGUGACUUUGAGAACAACACUGAAGUUUAUAACUUGAUACAGAAAAAAGAGUUCAUUGGUGUCGAUAAGAAGAAAAAAUCAAUUAAGUCAAAGGCUAUUACUCCAAAGAGAUUACUGACGUCUAUUACUACUAAAACUAAUCUUCUUGCACCAGCUAUGACCAGUCCAGGUGGACCUAAUUCUGUGCGCACAAGUAACUUUGUUCUUGUUGGUUCACAUACAAUUUCACUGUCUUCAUAUUGGACUUAUCCAGAUGAUGAAAAGAGAAAGCAUCCAUUGGGCUCCAUAAAUUUGGCAAACUGCACUAAUCGCCAGAUUGAACCAGCCAACAGAGAAUUCUGUGCUCGUCCCAAUACCUUUGAGCUAAUUACUGUUCGUCCCCAGAGAGAAGAUGAUAAAGAAAUUAGCCAGUGCAGAGACACACUCUGUGUUACCAAGAACUGGUUAUCAGCUGAUACUAAAGAUGAGCGUAAUCUUUGGAUGCAGAAGUUAAAUCAAGUGCUUAUUGACCUUCGCAUGUGGCAACCUGAUGCUUGCUAUGUCCCUAUUGGAAAACCUUGAAUUAUGUUUUCUCCUUAAAGCUUGCUUUAAGAGCUAAAUAUAAAUGAUGUUAUUUUUAAAUGAGUGAUAUGUAAGCAAAAUUAAUAUAAGCUGAAUGGUGCAAUAUUAAGGCUACUCAGUUAAAUAGCAGAUAUGCAGCUUCCACAAAUGUUUUCUACUGGUAUCACAAUGUGCUAUGAUGUAGCUGCAUUUGCUUUGAAAAAUUAAUAGACGUGCACUUCCUUUACAUGAUGUGGCUUUAAAUAAACACUAAUACUUUAAAAAAAAAAAAAAAA
Messenger RNA from Crotalus tigris (Tiger rattlesnake), 1109 nucleotides. Its product is annotated as anillin-like. Gene Ontology annotation, biological process: mitotic cytokinesis; actomyosin contractile ring assembly; septin ring organization. The record is from RefSeq and is a predicted model, not a curated record. Gene Ontology annotation, cellular component: actomyosin contractile ring. Lineage: Eukaryota; Metazoa; Chordata; Lepidosauria; Squamata; Viperidae.